AUGGAUCCGGGAAAUAGCAGUGUUCGUGCUAGCAGUGACGAUGGUGUUGGGCCUUCUGGCAAGGGCGGCGGGGAUUCUAAUGUCGUUUUACGCUGUGUAGCUCAGCAGGUUAUGGCUGAGAUUGUGCGGAGCUCUAAAGAGCAGGGAGGCCCAUUGACAGACCAAGGCUGUACCAUCGAGAAGUUUACUAAAAUGAAUCCUCCGGCAUUCUCAAAAGGAGCUGACCCUGCAAUUGCUGAAAAACUGGUUGACAAGGGAGGCCAAAAGAUGGUGGAGGGCUACAUGUUAUUGGAGGAGCAGAGACGUGUACCAAUGGCUAUGACCUGCAGCCGAUUUAAAGAAAUUUUCUUUGAUCAUUAUUUUCCUACCAUCGUCAGAGAUGCUAAAGUAGCAAAAAUUAUAAAAUUGACUCAGCGAAAUCUCACGGUCCAGAAGUAUGCAACAAAGUUCAUUGAGCUGUCAUGCUUUGCCCCCUACGUCAUCCCAAAUGAGGUUAAAAAGGUGAGGAUGUUUGAGAGGGGCUUGAGGCAGGAUAUCUACAAGCAGGUGGUAGUCCUAAAAGUGUAUGAUUUCUCCAAAUUGGUGGAUAGGGCCACAGUGGUAGAGGAGAGUAGCCAAAGAGAUACGGGGACACCGAGUCAAAGAAAGAGGCCCACGCCUCUAGGAUUUCAGGCAUGGUCCAGUCAAGGCCCUUGGAGGGGAGAUAGAUAUGGCAGAGCUCAGAGAUAG
Messenger RNA from Malania oleifera, 729 nucleotides. RefSeq lists its product as uncharacterized. The coding region runs from base 1 to 729 and encodes 242 amino acids. NCBI's taxonomy places the organism in Eukaryota, Viridiplantae, Streptophyta, Magnoliopsida, Santalales, Ximeniaceae. The transcript has 2 exons. The record is from RefSeq and is a predicted model, not a curated record.